AUGAAACUUUCAAGGCUGGAAUGCACGAGGAUGGAUACAUGUAACGUCAACAUAGAAACACUUGAGAUUGAAAAGGUUAAAAACUGUUUGCGAAGGCAGAAAGAAAGACCAAAUAUUGGUUUUGUUAGACGGUUUUAUGUUGAUGGUACAUCAACUAAAAAUAUUCAUACUUUUAUGAGAAAUAAUGCAAGAAAUCUGUUCUCCUCGACACAAGGGCAAACAGAACUUUUCCAUUAG
Clunio marinus is the source of this 237-nucleotide messenger RNA. The record is from the annotation of a GenBank genome assembly. Lineage: Eukaryota; Metazoa; Arthropoda; Insecta; Diptera; Chironomidae.